Messenger RNA from Echinostoma caproni, 261 nucleotides. The record is from the annotation of a GenBank genome assembly. Lineage: Eukaryota; Metazoa; Platyhelminthes; Trematoda; Plagiorchiida; Echinostomatidae.
AUGUCACAAGAUCAAUUACUAAAUCAUCUCUCAGACCCAAAUCAAGCUUUAAAAGCCAUUCGGGAUGCACCAGUUAACCGGCUUAUUGAGAACGAUCUCAAGGCGAUCGAUUUCUUGGUCAAGCGGAUCGGUUUGUUGAUAAUGAUGUACGGGCAAAUGCCCGAAGAGAUAUUCCAAUUGGUGUCAUCGCCGUCCAAGCGCUCUCUGUUCUCCGUUCAGCAGUCGAUCAAAGUGGACUACAUUGCAAUCAUCCGCUGGUAG